CUAAAAUUAGGGUUUUUCACUUUCUGCAAAUCGUCUCCCCUGAUACCUUCACUCCUUCAGUCGUAAUUGAUCCUAAAUUUCCACCCAUUUCUGAAGGAAGAAGAAGGAAAAUCAUGACUUUGUCUGCAGUAGAGUCGACGAACCCACAGGUAUCCAAUUGCCUGAUCGGGGAAAACUACCAAGUAAGACUAAACCAAUCUCUGCAAAACCUUUUAGCUGAAAUUCGCAAGGAAACCCCAAAUUUAUCGCAUUUUGUUGAUGUAUUUUAUGAGUUAAUGCAAGCAAAGAUCGACCCACCUCUGGAAUCCAUCUGGGUGUACUCUGCUUUGUUGUUUCGUAGCCGUAAUUCUAGCAAUGAAGAUCCUUUAAAUCGGUUAUCAGCUAUAAGAGAUCUGUUUCAGUUGGUAUCAGCGUGUUCGAGUUCGUCUAGUUCUUCAAAAAGCAUCGCGUUGCUUGCUCCAGUUAUUUUCGAGGUAUACAAGUUAGUUGUGGAGUUAUCAUUAGGAAAAGAUUCAGGUUCGAAGAGAGAAAAGAAAGUAAUUAGAGAGGCAAAAUCUUUGAUUGAAGUGAUUCUUGGGUAUGUUAGCAUUUGUUGUUGUAAGGAUUUGGGUGAGGAGAGUAGUACUAUUGAUAUGAAAUUCAUAAUGCCUGUUCGAGAUUUGGUAUCCGUUUGGAUGGAUGGGAAUGAAAGUUUACAGUAUUUUUUGCCACUUCUGAGUGAUGAGAUAUGUAUGGAGAUUGCCCAAAGAGGGUUUGAUGUGGACUACCUGGCUGGCAUGGUUAUAGUGGAAGCAUUUAUUUUGAAACUGUGCAUUGGUUUGAGGUUUCGGGCUGCAGGUACGGAGAUGGAGAGAGAGUUGAGAAGUUGGGCUGUUGGUGCAAUAACUGGCUUCCGAAGCUUUUACUUCUUUGAGAUCCUUGUGAAGAUGCUGCUGCAGCCUGUUCUGCCUAUAACUUCCAUUUUGAAUUCUGAAGAUGGAGUUUUGUUGAGGAAUAUUUUGUAUGAUGGUGUUAUUUUGGUGGAGUAUUCUUUCCUCGAUUCUCAGAGAGCAGUUCACCUACCAGCUGAACGUGUGAAGGGUCUUACCAUGGCAAGAUUGAUUGUUACACAAAAAGCAAUCAAGUGUUUUAGGGAGAAUGGCGAUCAAAAGAAAGCUAUUUGUUAUUCAAGUGCCUUUUCCAAUUCCCGUUUACCUUCUCAGCUAACUAAAUGGAUUACAGCCCAAAUCGGCAUGCACGAAAAGGCAGAUAUGUUAAGAGGAUCUUCGCCUAUAGCACUUAUAAAGUGGCUACUGGACCUUGAUAGGAAAGGGAUAAAAGUAUUUGAUGAUGGCAAUUUGAAAUACCAUGCCAAAUCAGUUCUUGAUGAUUCCAAAGCAGACAGUGAACAGCCAGGAUCUAAGCCAGAUAUGAAAGUUGAUGAUGAUCUUCUCUUUUAUAUCGAUAACAAGAGGGACAAAGUAGAAAGAGAAGAGGAAGAGGAAGAGGAAGAGAAAGAGAAAGAUGAAGAUGAAGAUGAAGAUGAAGAUGAAGAUGAGGAUGAAAUGAAAAAUGAAUCCAUAAGUGCUUCAUUUGUGGCUGCUGCCCACUCAAUGAAGUCCACGGAAAACGGUGGGAGAAAAAGGAAAGUAGGUCAAGGUACAGAAAGGAAGGAGAAGAAAAAGAAUUUAAAGUCUGACAUGGGCUCAGCUGGAGACAAAAUCUCAUCUGAUGAUAGUGACAGUGAAGUUGAGAAUCCUCCAUCUGAUUCUGAAUAAGAUGCGGGAAAAAAGGGGCAACCGGUUCUUUUUUUUUAGCCAAGGAGCAAAGGGGUUCUUUGCUAGUAAAGGAUAGAUGGUAACAAUUUCUGUUCUUACCAACUCUACUUAUUAUAAGGCUGACUCUCGCUGCUCUUGUGAGAGGUCCUUGGAAGAAUGUUAACCAUUUGCUUUAGAUGCAACUGGAAAUUUUGAGCUUGAAUAUGUUUAGCAAGCCCCGUAAUGACAGUGUACUUAUUAGAAUUUUUCAUUGGGUCUGGUCCUGUUAUGAUGAAAUCCUGCCCCAUGGAAAAACCCUUUUGAAUGCCCAAGUGAUCGCACUCCGGGCAACAACAUCAGGAUCUUUAAUUUUUGACCUCAUUUGUAAGCACACACUUUGAGUACGUAUCAACAACAGCACAACUAGCAGCUUCAUAAAGCUCACAACCAAUUUUUAUUGCAAUGGAAUGCACCAACUGGCCUUCGUUCACAUAUCCUGCGUUCGCACAGCCCUUGAAGACAGUGGAUAAGAAAAACUUGCUUAAAUU
Molecule: messenger RNA, 2284 nt
Organism: Rubroshorea leprosula
Lineage: Eukaryota; Viridiplantae; Streptophyta; Magnoliopsida; Malvales; Dipterocarpaceae
Source: the annotation of a GenBank genome assembly